This is a messenger RNA of Colletotrichum spaethianum, 789 nucleotides long. RefSeq lists its product as uncharacterized. Lineage: Eukaryota; Fungi; Ascomycota; Sordariomycetes; Glomerellales; Glomerellaceae. The coding region runs from base 1 to 789 and encodes 262 amino acids. The record is from RefSeq and is a predicted model, not a curated record. The transcript has 2 exons.
AUGGCCAACGCAUCUCAGAACCGCCGCUCCCAACCGCCGCCCGUCCAGUCGCAGCUCCCGCCCUACAUGGGCGAGAACCCAGACGAAUGGAGCCCUGCUACUAGAGAAGCAGCAGCAGGUGCCGGCGCAGGCGGCUACUCCCGCCGCCGCACAGAGCGCCACGCCCGCCGCCAGUCCUCCACGGGAAGCCGCGUCCCGGGAUCCUCGGAACCGCCCUCCUCCGUCCCCCAGAUGAGCGGCGGCGCGUCACCCCGCGGCCCCCCUCCGGCCCGGAAACAGCAGCCGCCGCAGCAGCCGCAGGUCCCGAACCCAGGCGGCCUUCGCCCGCCCUCUCCGCCCGGCGGCGGCCUCGGCGACGACAUCAGCCGCGUCCAGAGCCCCAGCAUCUCCAAGAGUGUGCUCGAGCCGCUGCAGCGCAAGAUGCUCGAGUACCAUAACCUCAUGGAGGACGCGCAGGGCCAGAUGGCGCAGUUCGACGAGGAGCUGCGCGUGCUGCAGGAGCGCCGGCGGCUCGCCGAGCAGCGCUUCGUCGAUGCCAAGACAAAGCAUGAUGAGUACGAGCGCCAGCACCUCGACGUCGAGAGGGCGUUGCGCGGGGAUUUCCACCCGCCGCAGCCGCAGCCUCAGGUCCAGCCGCAGCAUUCGCAGCAGCACAUGUACAACAACAGCCCGCCGAGGACGGCGCCCAGGCCGGCCUCGAGCAUCAUGAGCUACGACGAUCGGCCGAUGAGCGGGCACAGCUCGGUCCCUAGGAAGGGGAAGUUGCGGUUCAGUCUAUUUGGUAGAUAG